Lagopus muta (rock ptarmigan) is the source of this 1728-nucleotide messenger RNA. RefSeq lists its product as uncharacterized. Lineage: Eukaryota; Metazoa; Chordata; Aves; Galliformes; Phasianidae. The transcript has a single exon. Gene Ontology annotation, molecular function: RNA stem-loop binding. The coding region runs from base 46 to 1053 and encodes 335 amino acids. Gene Ontology annotation, biological process: DNA integration. The record is from RefSeq and is a predicted model, not a curated record.
UCUGAUAUCGUCCAGGCAUGCCAGGAUUGCGACGCUUGCUCCAAGAUGAGACCGAGAUCGUUGCCCGAAACAACAGCCCAUCUUGCUAGGGGACACAAUCCUCUCCAGCGAUGGCAGGUCGAUUACAUCGGGCCCCUUCCUCGUUCCGAAGGGGCAAGAUAUGCCCUGACCUGUGUCGACACUGCAAGUGGGCUACUGCAGGCCUAUCCAGUACCGAAAGCAAACCAGGCAUAUACCAUCAAGGCACUCACUAAACUGAUGUCUGCCUACGGGACACCUCAAGUCAUCGAGAGCGACCAAGGGACUCAUUUUACUGGUGCAACGAUACAGCGCUGGGCAGAAGAAAAUAACAUCGAAUGGCGAUUCCACCUGCCAUAUAAUCCAACAGGGGCAGGCCUCAUCGAACGUUAUAAUGGUAUUCUUAAGGCUGCCCUGAAGACAGACUCCCAGUCCUUGCAGGGGUGGACAAAAAGACUGUAUGAAACCCUGCGGGACCUGAAUGAAAGACCUCGAGAUGGCAGACCCAGUGCCCUGAGAAUGUUGCAGACGACAUGGGCCACCCCGCUUAGGAUCCAAAUUACGGGCACUGAUCAUCAGGUAAGACCCCAAAUUGGUAAUGAAAAUAAUCUUCUGCUCCCUGCCCCUGAAAACUUAGAGCCAGGUACCCAUAAAAUAAAAUGGCCCUGGAAGGUGCAGGUAGGACCCAAGUGGUGUGGCCUACUUGCACCUUGGGGGAGACUAUUGGAGGUGGGAGGCUCAGUAGUCCCUCCAGUAAUAGGUACAUGGCCUACUGAUAUUAUGGUCAACACUCCGAUCUUUAUUGCUAAAGGGACCCCCAUCAUGUCCCUAUGGCAGAUCAGGACACCUCCUUUGGUGCCUGAUAUCGUUAUGCAGCCGCAGAUAUCCGGCAAAAAGGUGUGGUACAGGCGGCCAGGACGUGCCCCAGUACAAGCGGAAGUGUUGACCCAAGACAGAAAUACGGCCUGUAUCUUGCCCUGGAGAGCAGACCUUCCCCUCCUGGUACCUGUAAAACAUCUGUAUUACUCCCCGUGAGUCUGUGAGCCUUCAGGACCACCGGAAGGAACAAAAUGCCAUCAAGCGUUCCAGUGUUGCUGUCAGAUCACGUACAACACCCGGUGAUGGUCUGCAUGGGACUGAUGGAACAUAGAAUGGACUUGCACCUCAGGACCUCAUGCCUCCAGGCACAUCAUCGAGCACUGGCCCAUAGAAGAGUAUGGACAUCCACUAAUCAUCACUUGUCUUGAACUGUACCAACAUACGUCGCGAUAAAAUUGUAUAAGCGUCGCGAUAUACCGGAUCUCUGUAUUAGGGAAAGCUUACCCUUUUGUUAACCUGAUCAUUGGUUCACGCCGUGAAGGGGUGGAGUGUAUGGGAACUGCUGAGUCACGGCCUGAACCUCUGAUUGAUCACCUGAGGUGAGCCAUGAGUCAGCCAGAGGAGCACAGGUGAAGGCAAUUCACCUGUGCUGCCGGAAGGGGUGGAGCCAGGCUCCACCCCUCCUGGACCUAUUUAAGAGCUGGCUACCAGAGGGGAAGGAUCUCUUCUGGAGAUCCUCCUCUUUGAUAUCUUCUAGUGAGCUCAACCCAAGGGUAAGCUCUUCUACUUAUUCUCUUUUGUGAUCCCUGUUUGCUGUGCCUUACUCUUUUGAUUAUAUUGUAAUUAUAACAUCUUGGUUAUACAUAUUGCAAUUAUAACAUCUUGGUUAUA